GGAGGUAAAACGAGGCGAGGAGGUGAGGGGCGUACUCUCUAAUGGGUCCCCCGCUUGACUUCCGGUAGCCGAAGUCUCUUAACUCCGAAACGUGGGUAUACGCAAGGGGAUUUUGUUGUUGUUGUUUCAGCAACAGCUGUGCUAGCUGAAGUGGAAUAGAGACACGUUUUCCAACUUCUCUUGGUAAGACUGAGAAAUUCAGCAGUAGUACUUCCUGAAACCAUCAAGAAGAAAAAUGUCAGUGACACUGCAUACAGAUGUAGGUGAUAUUAAAAUAGAAGUUUUCUGUGAGAGGACACCCAAAACUUGUGAGAAUUUUUUGGCUCUUUGUGCCAGUAAUUACUACAAUGGCUGUAUAUUUCAUAGAAAUAUCAAGGGUUUCAUGGUUCAAACAGGAGAUCCGACAGGUACCGGAAGAGGAGGUAACAGUAUCUGGGGCAAGAAAUUUGAGGAUGAAUAUAGUGAAUAUCUUAAGCACAAUGUUAGAGGUGUUGUAUCUAUGGCUAAUAAUGGCCCAAACACCAAUGGAUCUCAGUUCUUCAUCACCUAUGGCAAGCAGCCACAUUUGGACAUGAAAUACACAGUAUUUGGAAAGGUGAUAGAUGGUCUGGAGACUCUGGAUGAACUGGAGAAGUUACCAGUAAAUGAGAAGACCUAUCGACCUCUUAACGAUGUACACAUUAAGGACAUAACAAUACAUGCCAAUCCAUUUGCACAAUAGCUAUAAUAGAUCUGGAAAAAUACUUGGCCGACUAUUCAAGGAACAUACGUAUUGUGUUUACCCAGUUUUAAUUAUGUAGAAAGAUUACAUCAUCUUCCUGCCUGUUUAUAGCUAAGAUCUUCUAGGAGUUGGUGGUACCAUGAGGGCCCAAACAGCUUUCAUUUCCAUUAUUACAGCAUAUUUUUUACUAUAACUAUUAUCUAAUGUAUUUAAGUUCAAUUUUUUAAAAAACUCUUCUACUUGUAAUUUUUUGUUACACAUAAACAUUCAUAUAUAAACAGCAUUUUUGAGCACUCUGAUUACAUAUGCUUGCCAUAUCUUGUCCACA
Molecule: messenger RNA, 1049 nt
Organism: Mustela lutreola (European mink)
Lineage: Eukaryota; Metazoa; Chordata; Mammalia; Carnivora; Mustelidae
Gene: PPIL3
Product: peptidylprolyl isomerase like 3
Exons: 7
Coding region: 236-721 (161 amino acids)
Biological process (GO): protein peptidyl-prolyl isomerization; protein folding
Cellular component (GO): catalytic step 2 spliceosome
Molecular function (GO): peptidyl-prolyl cis-trans isomerase activity
Source: RefSeq, a predicted model, not a curated record